Messenger RNA from Haliotis rubra (blacklip abalone), 1635 nucleotides. Its product is annotated as cytochrome P450 4F2-like. The record is from RefSeq and is a predicted model, not a curated record. The transcript is spliced from 10 exons. Lineage: Eukaryota; Metazoa; Mollusca; Gastropoda; Lepetellida; Haliotidae. Bases 160 to 1635 code for a protein of 491 amino acids. Gene Ontology annotation, molecular function: oxidoreductase activity, acting on paired donors, with incorporation or reduction of molecular oxygen; monooxygenase activity; heme binding.
AUAACUGGGACACGUCAAACGGUGAAUGGGACCCAUGUGUAAACGAUACGUCACAGCAGAGUUUAUCACCGGGUCAAUGGCUGUUCAUCGGGAGUGUGUAUAUAAGGAUGGACAGAGUCUGUUGUUGGUUAGAGAACUUCGGUUCGUCGGCUUGCAAACAUGGACGUUCUGCAACUUGUAUCCCGUCUCAAUCGUGACACUGCUCUGCAGGCUGUGGGGACAUCCGUGGCCCUGUACGUGGCGUACCGAGUGGUCAAACUCGUGGUCUGGUAUCGGCGUUUCUUCAGCUUCUUCAACAACUGUCAGGGCGUCAAGGAGUUUAACUGGAGGUCUGGGAACCUGCAUGUGCUCCCCCAGGACUUCGAGAAACGUGCCGAAGUGGAGCAGGAAUGGAUGAAGAGAUUCCCCAAGUACUACCGGCUCUGGGUAGGGCCUCUUAAUCCAGUCAUCAGGGUCUACCACCCAGAUACCAUCAAACCCAUCAUCAAGUCCGCAGAGCCAAAGCCAAGGGGAUUUGGGGCCCAAUAUGAAGCAGCAGUGCCCUGGCUCGGGGAGGGUCUCCUGAUCGCUGGGGGACAACGCUGGUACCGAGCUCGUCGACUCCUUACCCCCGCCUUCCACUUCGACAUCCUUAAACCCUACGUCGAAGUCUCUAACAACGCUAUUGACACUAUGAUGGCUAAGAUUGACAAUCACAUCAAGGAAGGCUCCAGCUUUGAGUUGUUCAACAUGAUCAGUCUGUGUACAUUUGAUAUCCUGUUGAGAUGCGCCAUGUCGGUCAAGGAAAACAUACAGCAACAGGGCAACCCACUGUACUUCUUUGACUUCGUCUUUUACAACACGUCCAAGGGGAAGAAGUUUAAGGAGCGUUGUGACUUUGUACAUAGCUGGGCGGAAGGCAUCAUCGACAAGAGGCGACAGGAUUUGGAGAGAGAUGGUCCCCCCAAGGCCCGCUACCUGGACUUCCUGGACGUCCUGCUCAGUGCCAAAGAUGCUGAUGGCAAGGGCCUCACCCCGCUAGAGAUCAGGAAUGAAGUCGACACAUUUCUAUUUGAAGGUCACGACACAACGACCAGUGGAAUAUCAUGGACGCUGUUUACCAUGGCCUCCAAACCCGAGUUCCAGACCAGGGUCCAGGAGGAAGUGGACACAUUGCUGGAAGGGAGAGAAUCCAAGCACAUAGAAUGGGAUGACAUCCACAAGAUGGAAUAUCUGGCCCGGGUUCUGAAGGAAGGGAUGAGGUUACACUCGCCAGUCCCGUUCGUCAGUCGGAGACUAGAACAUCCCAUGGAGCUGGACGGGAAGGUCUUUCCAGUAGGAACAAUGGUCGCACUGGGCAUAUGGAAUGUUCAUCACAACCCAGACUUGUGGGAGAAGCCGGAUGUGUUUGACCCCGACCGUUUCCUGCCUGAGAACAUCAAGAAGCAGGACACCUACUCAUACAUCCCCUUCUCUGCUGGCCCACGAAACUGCAUUGGGCAACAUUUCGCUCAGAACGAAGAAAAGGUCAUAAUAGGGAGAAUUCUCCAGAGAUACAAGUUAGAGGUAGAUACAAGCUACAAGGUUGGGAGAAGGUUUGCUGGCGUGAUGAAGUCCACUGAAGGUCUGUGGGUGUACGCUAAACACAGAAACUGA